Telopea speciosissima is the source of this 1279-nucleotide messenger RNA. RefSeq names its product haloacid dehalogenase-like hydrolase domain-containing protein 3. NCBI's taxonomy places the organism in Eukaryota, Viridiplantae, Streptophyta, Magnoliopsida, Proteales, Proteaceae. The transcript is spliced from 6 exons. The record is from RefSeq and is a predicted model, not a curated record. Bases 79 to 984 code for a protein of 301 amino acids.
CUUGCACAGCAAACACAGACGUCUCUCUCUCUCUCCUCUCUCUCCUCUCUCUGUAAAUGAAGAUCAAUUUAAGCUUCCAUGGCUGCAACAAGAACGAAGAUGGCUAGGUUUUUGAGGAACUUGGUCGAUAAAAGAUCGAAUUUCCUUACCGGGUUUUACACCAAUGUCUCUCUAGUGAAGAAUCAGAACAACCCAUUUAAAGCUCUCGCGGCUUCUUUCUCUUAUUCUUCAACAUCCACGAAAGAAGCAGAGAUCGUAAAUCCGAGAAGGCUGGGUCUCGAAUUUCUGGGAUUCAAGGAUUAUGAAGACUACAGGAGGUCUAUGUACGGUGAGAUCACUCACAAAGCUCUGCUCGUUGAUGCUGUUGGGACCCUAGUCAUUCCCUCACAACCCAUGGCUCAGAUAUAUAGACAGAUUGGGGAGAAAUAUGGGGUGCAGUAUUCGGAGGCUGAGAUAUUAAAUCGUUAUCGGAGGGCUUACGAGCAGCCUUGGGGUAGAUCUCGAUUAAGAUAUGUGGAUGAUGGAAGACCCUUCUGGCAAUUCAUAGUUAGGUCCUCCACUGGGUGUUCAGAUUCUCAAUACUUUGAAGAACUUUAUAACUACUACACAACUGACAAGGCUUGGCACCUCUGUGAUCCUGAGGCUGAGAAGGUAUUUAAAUCCCUUAAAAAGGCUGGUGUGAAAGUGGCUGUUGUGUCAAACUUUGAUACACGACUGCGCCCUCUUUUGCAAGCUCUGAAUUGUGAUCACUGGUUUGAUGCCGUGGUAGUGUCUGCUGAGAUUGCAGCAGAGAAGCCAAACCCAACAAUAUUUCUGAAGGCAUGUGAGUUGUUGGGAGUAAAACCUGAGGAUGCCGUACAUGUAGGGGAUGAUCGCAGGAAUGACAUAUGGGGUGCAAGAGAUGCUGGUUGUGACGCUUGGCUUUGGGGAAGUGAUGUUCACUCUUUCAAGGAGGUUGCCCAAAGGAUUGGGGUUCAGGUCUAACGAAGUCGCAUGUUGCCAAUAGCUUGGAUGGUGCUUUGAUGUUGUAUAGUUUGUGAGCAUCAUCUCUUGCCUAUCAUAUAUGUGACUUUUGCUUUAGUGUAAUAUCUGUUGUCGAAGGAAAGUUAAGCUAAUGAGGGAAAAUUAGGAGGAGGAAGAGAGAACUUUGUAAGUAGGAUUUGUGUCUCAAAACAAUAUUGUCUGUGUAAGCAUUGUUAUCUGAUGAUGUGCCCUUUGGUUUCUCUACAUAUACCAGUUUUAUUGGCUGAAGAUUUAGAGCAAUAUUCACUCUUUUGCU